This is a messenger RNA of Seriola dumerili (greater amberjack), 3398 nucleotides long. RefSeq names its product tropomodulin 3 (gene tmod2). NCBI's taxonomy places the organism in Eukaryota, Metazoa, Chordata, Actinopteri, Carangiformes, Carangidae. Gene Ontology annotation, cellular component: striated muscle thin filament; myofibril. Gene Ontology annotation, biological process: muscle contraction; myofibril assembly; pointed-end actin filament capping. Gene Ontology annotation, molecular function: tropomyosin binding. The transcript is spliced from 10 exons. The record is from RefSeq and is a predicted model, not a curated record. The coding region runs from base 212 to 1252 and encodes 346 amino acids.
UUGGGCUGAGUGAGAAAUCAAUCGCUGAAGAUAUCGCAUUCACUGGGGAAACUGGUCUUACUCUGAGAUUCUAUAGCUAGGUCCCAUUAGGCUCAGUGCUUAUCUACAGGUAGCCUCCCGCCGCCCCCCGGUCUGGAGCAGUGAGCCCAAGAAGGAACAGUCUGGCUGUGGUCUGCUGCUCAGUGUUGCUUAGCAAACUAUAGCUGGCACCAUGGCGUUGUCGUACAAGAAGGACCUGGACAAGUACAAGGAUCUCGACGAAGAUGAAAUCCUCAACAAACUGUCGGCGGAGGAGCUCAAACAGCUGGAGACAGCCCUCGAGGAGAUGGAUCCUGAGAAUGCUCUUCUCCCAGCAGGUUUACGUCAGAAGGACCAGACGAGCAAGGACGCUACAGGACCAUUCAACAGGGAUAGUCUGCUCAAAUACCUGGAGAAGGAAGCCAUGGAAUACAAGGACAGAGAGGAUAUAGUCCCCUUCACUGGAGAGAAAAAAGGUAAAGUAUUUGUUCCUAAGCAGAAACCAAUAGAAAUGCGCCAAGAAGAAGUCACAACCCUGGAUCCAGAACUGGAGGAAGCCCUGUCCAGCGCCACAGACACAGAACUGUGUGAUCUAGCAGCGAUCCUGGGUGUUCACACGCUGGUCACGAGCAGUCAGACAUAUGAUGGGACUGGAGCUAAGGAGGGUUACAACAAUGUGAUCAAAGGGGAGAAGAUGAAUCCGGUGUUUGAUGAACCUCCCAAUCCCACUAAUGUAGAAGAAACCCUGCAGAGGAUAAAAAGCAACGACAGCUCCUUAACAGAGGUCAACCUCAACAACAUUAAGAACAUUCCCAUUCCCACUCUGAAGGACUUCGCCAAAGCCAUGGAGAAGAACACGCAAGUCAAGAAGUUCAGCCUGGCAGCGACACGGAGCAACGACCCAAUCGCUGUGGCGUUCAGCGACAUGCUGCGGGAGAACAAGACGUUGCGAAGUUUGAACUUGGAGUCCAACUUCAUCACUGGGGCGGGGGUGCAGGCUUUGGUGGAUGCGUUGCGAGACAAUGACACACUCACCGAGAUCAAGAUAGACAACCAGAGGCAGCAGCUGGGUACGACUAUAGAGAUGGAGAUAGCUAAAAUGUUGGAAGAGAACAACAGCAUAGUCAAGUUUGGCUACCACUUCACCCAGCAAGGACCUCGCUCCAGAGCUGCCGCAGCUAUCACCAAGAACAACGACCUGGUCCGCAGGAAGCGAGUGGAAGGUGACCUGUAGGAACGGAGCCCACGCUGUCUCCCAGCCAAUCCUGUUUGUUUUUCAUCUCACCAUGUGGAAUAAUUUCAGCCAAUGCCCUGGUCUCAUCUCACUGUGUGGAAACUUUAGUCUUGUGCCAAACUGUGGGGCAAGGCACGCUCAACCAGAACAAACAUCUGAGAAGAAGGGAAAUAACUGGAAUUGCCCUCUCCCAUUCACAUGUUCAUACCUUUGUUUAUUAUUAUGUUGUUAUUGAAGGUGUAAAUCUGAUAAAUUUUUAGUCAUUUCAUUUCAGCUAUUCCUUUGUUUGAGCCUUUAUAUGAUCUGUCCAGACUUUUUACUUGCUUUUUUUCCUUUUAUACCAUUCUAUAAUCAUGUGUAAUAAACAUGAACAUUACCAAGUAACAGAAACAACAAUAACAUCUUUGUAAAAACGAUAACUAACAUUGAGAAAAUCCUGUAUCCUCUACCAUGAUAGUUUGCUAUUGAGGCUUAAGCUUCCCAGCUUGAACCAACAGAAUUAGUCAUUAGGGUGAUGGGAAUAGCUCUGAGGCCACGACUACUGGCCUGCAAACCCUGUCUGACUGUACCGCUGCCUGCUACCACGUAAUAACUGUCAGCACGGUGCAGUAAUGGUGAGAUCACUGUUGUACAUUUCAUGAGCAGUGUGGUUUGCAGAUGUCGUUGAGUUGCCUUGUAAAGCCAGCAUGACUGUCGGGCUGGUGUGCGUAAUGGUGGGUGUGUGCAAGAAGUUUCUUAGUUAGUGCUGGCCUUAUACUGUAGUCAGCCUAAGAGAGGAUGCUUGACUUAGAUACUGUUGGCUCGUCCCCUCAUAUAAUACUGUAAGUAUCAGUGCAUACUGUUUUAUAUUGCUUUCCAGAUUCAUUCUAACUAAAUCUUGUUUUGGCAAAUUCUGAUGUGGGUUAAUGUGAUCACUUGUAUGUCUUAACAGGAAAUUCUAACUAGGUUUUGUUAUUUCAGAUCAAGUAAAAGUUCGAUUAUACUGUAAAAAGAACAGGAUAUCAACUCCAUGCUAGACUGAAGAGGCUUUGACCUGCUGUCACAAAUAAUGUUAUAAAUGUCAGGUCAGCAUGCGAGGUUUCUCUGAUGCUUAACCAUGCCAAAGACUAACACAUGCAGUGCUUAAAGUAUCAAUAUUGGACUCAGUGGUUAUUGGUUCAGGACUUGGCUUUGUUAGCUACAGUCACUUCCUCACAAUACAGAUCUGGGAAAGGAGUCUGUGUGUUGACAACAAUGACCUAGACAUUUUUAUUUUCUUUUUUUUAGAUUUUUACCAUGCCAUUACAUUCCUAUUUGUGGGCCAUUUAUGGAUAAAUAUUCACCAAGUAGUUCAAUGAGAUGUGAGGAAGGGUUGGCAAAUAGUUUGUGUGAAACUUCUCAGUUUUACUUCUCAGGUUGCGACUACUUGUGAAAUGUUUCUAUGAACGGCACCUCUCCACAGAUAUUAAAUUUUACUUCUCCUUCUCCCUCACACAAUCACUUUCACUUGGCUUUCAGCAGCAUCUGAGCAGUAGCAUGUCAUUCAUUGUGCAACAGAUGACAGCAUGCGAUGUGUGCCUCAAACGGAACUGGUACACUGACUUGCUUGAGAUGGGAAUAACAGGACUAAUUCAGGAGUUACUUGAAACUUGUAUAUACUGUUUAUGUGUAAUAGGAACAAUAUGCUGGCAUGAAGUCAUCAAUUGUGUGAACAUCAUGUUUCUAUCGACCAAAAAUGUUCAUCUUAACAGCCUCACAUUCCUGGAACAAGACUAGUAUGUUUUAUAUCUGUGUACUUCUUCCAUGACCAUAUCUGCGAGUAUUUCUUGCUGAACCUUUUUGUUUUUACGUUACUGUGCUUUGCUGGUGGACAGUCAGCUAAAGUGGAAAACUGCUUCUUUGCUUGGGCUUGUUAAUAAUAUUCUGUGAUUCAUAAUAUUGUAUGUAUAUUAAUUGUAAAAUGCCAUCUCAAAUUCACACACAUGCACACACCUUUAUGUGUGUACCACAUAAAUCUACACAACUCACUGCUGAGAUUUUUUUUGUACCUUAAAUCAAAACCCAGGUGUAGACUCAACAUAAGGAAUAUGUACUAUUACAAAACCACAAGACUGGUAAAACGCACUGCUGAAUAUAAGACAUCCUCAACAAUAAAUGUUUUUAUGUA